Messenger RNA from Amphibalanus amphitrite, 4868 nucleotides. RefSeq names its product putative sodium-coupled neutral amino acid transporter 10. Lineage: Eukaryota; Metazoa; Arthropoda; Thecostraca; Balanomorpha; Balanidae. The transcript has 13 exons. The record is from RefSeq and is a predicted model, not a curated record. Gene Ontology annotation, biological process: amino acid transmembrane transport. Gene Ontology annotation, molecular function: amino acid transmembrane transporter activity. The coding region runs from base 313 to 3234 and encodes 973 amino acids.
UUCACUUUGGGGGAGAGGGGCCGGGGGGCUUACAUGAGGCUCACCCGGGCUCACCCUAUUUUGGCUUAUAUAACAUGAGUUUGCCUUCACUGUAUGACGUAAUAUUUAAUCAUGCACAUAGAUCACUGGUAGUACCAGUUACUUCAUGUUCAGAUGUCAGAUUGACUUCCUGUGUUCUUUGCAAUGGAGCUAUGGUCUACAAACCAUUUUGACCCCCCUAAAAACAUAGAGUGCAGGAGUGCUGUCAGAUUGGGACUAAAACACAUGUGCUGAUGACAGUGGAUUGACAGCUGAACACAUCCACCUUUCACAAUGUCUGAAAACAACCUCAAACAGAUCCUAACUUUGGGGAACUCGAUCAUAGGAGUCUCCAUUCUGGCGAUGCCAUACUGCCUGAAACAGUGUGGCCUGAUACUGGGCAUCCUUCUGCUGAUCAUAAGUGGCUACAUCAACCGCAUCAACUGCCACUUUCUCAUCAAGUCGGCCAUCAGCACCAAGAGACGCAGCUAUGAAUUUCUGGCGUUUCACAUUUUCGGCCCGACGGGCAAGUUCGCCAUCGAGGUCAUCCAGAUCGGCUUCCUGUUCGGCAUCUGCGUCAGCUUCUUCGUCAUCGCCGGCGAUCUCGGUCCCAAAAUACUCGCCCAGUUGCUGGAGGUCGAGUGUACGCCACGGUUCCGGGCCUUCUUUCUCUGUGGGAUGUGCUUUUUCAUCGUGCUCCCGCUGAGUCUUCUGAGAAACACGGAUAGCCUGGCGAGCAUCAGCGCCAUCUCCAUCACCUUCUACGUCCUGCUGGUGCUUAAGAUUGUGGCCGACUCGUGGAGUCACAUCGUGAGCGGGUCGUGGCAGGCAGAGGUGGAGCUCUGGAGACCGGCAGGAGUUCUCCAGGCUCUACCCAUCAUGAGUCUCGCCCUGGCCUGCCAAACAAACGUGUUCUCGAUCUACGAGAGCCUGCCGGACCCAUCGCUCUCUCGUAUGAACACGGUGGUUUCCGGCGCCAUCAACCUCUGUAGCUCCGUCUACAUCCUGGUCGGCUUCUUCGGCUACGUGGCCUUCCACGAUGUCAGCUUCGGAGGUAACAUCCUGGUGCACCUGGUGCCAUCUCCAGUGACGCGGUGGAUCAACAUCGGCUUCGUCAUGUCCAUCGCGCUCGGCUUCCCGCUUGUCGUCUACCCGUGCCGGGUGUCGGUCAACUCUCUCCUUUUCAGACGGCCGGGAUCCAGUCUGGAGCUGCCCCAGAACCACAUCCCGGAACUACGCUUCAAAUGUAUCACCUUCUGCAUCCUAUCCAGCGCCAUGUGCAUCGGCAUCGUAAUACCCAGCAUCGAGGUCGUCCUAGGCCUGCUGGGAUCUACAAUGGGCACGGCGAUCGCCAUUUUGUUCCCUUCCGUCAUGUUUAUCAAGAACAACUCGCGCAACAAUCUAGAGAAAAUGGCUGCGCAGAUGUCAUUCAUUCUCGGCAUCGUGCUACUCGUCUGCGGCACCUACAUGAACCUCUACGCGGUGGACAAGCUGGCCCAGGAGCCGGCCGUGAUACCAGUGGCCGUGCCGGCAGUGACCGCACCGGCCGUGGUGCCCUCAGCUGGGCCGGUCGCGGUCGGCGGGGGACUCAGCAAUGUCACCGAUAAAAGAGACAUCAUACCGGACAACCCCCCGGGAGACAAGCAACGGGAAGAGGAGAAGGCGGCGGACGCGCCGCAGGAAGAGGCGAGGAAGGAGCCGGCGAUACCCGAGCCGCCGAUGGAAGACCAAAAACCGGCUGUCGACGUCGCUGAGAAACCCGACAAAGACACCGACGCAAAACGUGACGGCGAUGACGAAAAACCUGCCUCUAAAAAACGCAAGGCGAGUGACGAGAAGGCCGCUGAUGGCGAGGCCGAAGCUAUUAAUUCAGCUGAUGACGGUGCUGGCAAAAAGAAGUCCGGCAACCGCAGCAAACAUCGCGGUUCAAAGAAGACAGCCGGCGCGGAUGAGGGUGGAAAUGAAGUUGAAGAUGAUGUUGAAGCCGAUGUUGUCGCUGGCGAUUCUAAAAAGCGUUCUGCGGACGCUGUCGGCGGCGGGGAGGGCCUGGACGUAGGCGCUCUUCAGAAAGAGGAAGAGGAACGCGAGCGUGACGACGCGCUACGUCCCGAGGACCCGCAGGCGAAGAAGCUGGAGUUGAAGCAGGAGGCGGUGCUACAGAAGCUGGAGGAGACGCACAAGGAGCAGAAGGAGCUGCUGCAGGCUCAGAAGGCGCUGCUGGAUGAGAUGAAGCAGCAGAGGUCGGAGCAGGCGGCGGCAGGCGGACAGCAGCAGGCUCAGCCGGCUCAGCAGGUGGCGCGGCAGCCGUAUGCCGCCCAACAGUCGCCCGAUCAGGGACAGCCAAAUGUCCCGGGGCAGCAAAUACCAGCAGCAGCACAGGCCGUAGCGGGACAAGGGCCAGGAGUUCAGUCUAUGGGAGGACAAGUACCAGCCCAGGCCGUACCGGGACAAAUGCCUGCGGGUCAGCCUUUAACAGGACAACUGCCUCCGGGCCAAGUUAUGACGGGACAAGUGCAAGGGCAGGGUUUGCAGGGCCAGCUGGCCCCGGGUCAGGCUGCCGGAGUACAGGUGCGUGCAGGACAGGUAACGGCAGGACAGAUGCCUGCAGGUCAAGCGUACGGAGCUGUGGGGCAGCAGCAGGUACCGGUCGCUCCCCAGCCUGCCGCCCCGCAGCAGCAGCAGUAUGUGCUCAACCAGCCACAGGUGAACCAGGUGCCAAAUAUGCAACAAGGCCAACAAGCGCUGUACCAGCAGCAGGGGCAGGCUCAGCAGCCAGGCCAACUGCUACAAGCACAACAGGUUCAGUCAGCACAGCAGGCUCAGCAGCAGCCUCCACAGCAGCUCCAAUAUCAACAGCAACCUCAGCAGCAGUAUCAACAGCCACAGCAAAUCCAGCAGUCGCAGCAAGCCCAGCAGCAGCAGCAGUUUCAGCAGGCGUCUCUGAACCAGCCGGCGCCGGCUGCGGUAGAGCUGCCCUCUGUACAGAAGCCGGCAGCGGUCCCGGCGGCAGCGGACCGGGUAGCCAGCAGGAGGGAAAAGGCAGCACAGGUGUCAGUGGACGGCGCAAAGAAGAAACGGAAACAGGUGGCGCACGAUCGUAUGCGCCGGGACGCAGGCGUGUCAGCGAUAAAAGACGAGAUGUUGGUGGGCCUGCCGGAGAACUGGGCGGCCAUGGAGGCAGUUGGAGUUGGCGCGUCAUCACACAAACGGCGCUAGAGGGCAGGAGAAUAGUGAGGAAGAGAGAGGGUGGGACUGAGCAAGGUUUGAAGAUAUGGAGAACUUGGAGUGAGGUGAACGGGACGUGUUUUGUGUUAAACCGUGAAGGCGAGGGUUGAUAUUCGUUCCUAUGACAUAUCUACGAGCUACUCGACUUGAUGGUGGUUUGUGAUAACUGAGGUUCGCAUUCUGCGUAUUGUGUUGUUUUGUUCUGACUUGUACAUUUCCGAGCUGUGGGUGGAGAAUGUGUGUAGAAUGUCAUAGCCAAACUUGUUACAAAAGCUCCACUCAAAGGUCAAAGGAAAUGACAUAACGUUGCCGUAUAGUCGAAAAGAAUUCCUACAUGUAAUGAGUUGGGAAGCGUUUUUCUCUGAGGCAAAGAGGGGCAUGACUGGAGGAAGGGUAGUGAGUUUUAUCGAGAAAAAGCGCGGGGCCAAUGAACAGUGGCACUUUUGUAUUGAGUAGGAAUGCCAAUGGCUGAAAGUUAUUGGAGUUCGUGGUAAAUGCUGUAUAUUUAUUCCGGCUGGCGACCGGGUAUUGUCAGAGAAACUAGGCAUUGUAUGCUGCAGCCGGAGCGUUUUAGGCACUGUUACGUCAGAAAUAGUCAUCAGAAUAGGCAGCUUUUAGGGAGGCAUCGUAUAAUAGCCUUGUAAGAUGUGCUGUCGAGUUCCGUGUCGAUAUUUACUUGAAUAAUGUGAGCAGCGGCGCACUAAGUCAAUACAGACGAAGGUCGGAACUUUUGAGGUCUGUAAGCACAAGAAACACAAGAAAUCAUCACUUAUUUUCACAGCUGUGUCAGUAAUAUACGCAGAGUCUGCAUUGAGCUUAGAUAUCGUCUUUUUGAGAAACACGCUCCGAAACGAACUAUAAUUCGUUUUGCCGAUAGGACGGUGAAGUAUGACGAAACAAUGCCCAUGAUUGACGACAGAAUAGAAGCACGAGCGUAAUAAAUGAUUGCAUUGAUGAAUGAUUUACUUGUUCUAGCCUCUUGCCCAGCAAUCUAAAUUUGUAAUUCGACAUCGAAUGGGAUUUUCGUUGACGAGAUGGCGGCUUCCACCGUACCAGUAUAUUGUGUGUUCAUCUGAACUUGACGUCUGUGCCACGAAACGAGCCGAGCAUCGUUAUUUGGCUGUUUGCCGUGGGAGUGAGGGGCAAUUGCUGCUGAAAUGAGUAAGAGAUGCGUGUGUUUGUCGAAUUGGAAAUCACUGUGUGUAUUUGAAUGUCACUGUAAAUCAGCGCAAUGAAUGCUGUGUAAAUUGCAUACGAUGGGUGUGAUACAUAUCUUGUGUAAGCUUUUACCGUUUUGUUUGUUAAUUUGGAGGCAGUUUGACUUUGUGAAUGUUUUUAAACGAAUAGCCAAGACCUCGUAUCACGGACAGCUCCAUGGUACCUGCACUGGCGAGCUGAGCAUGUACCAGUUGCCAAGGCCGGCAACUUCCGCUGCUGUUCACGCGCUGGAAAUGUGGAUUUGUGCUAUCAGCUGCUGAAGAUUGAUUCCUACCGACGUAAUGCGGUACCCUCGUGGGCUAGUUUUGUGUGAUUUGAUAUGGUGUUGAUUUGAACUACUCUGGCCGGUACAUUCCUGGCAAGUUGUACAAUGCACAUUUGAAAAAUAUAUGUACAUACAUGUAAAA